AAUGUUGGGUCACUGACCUUAGUGACCCCAAACUGUUUACCUGCUGACCUCUUGUUGGCGCACCUGGGGGAUACAGUGUAGCAAAUAUAUCCUUACAAAAAUGACUCACUAUCCCUGAAAGGCAACAUUAAUAACACGCACCUAUCGCAUUAUUACAUAACAUUACAUCUGCGAUCAUUUCCUCCUUACCUGCCUCGGUUUGAGAGUCUCCGAGUGUUCGCUCAAAACUGGUUUUCUCUCUCCAGCCUCUGUGUGUCUCUGCAGCUCUCACACACACUGGAGACUACAAGCAGGAAGUAGAAAAUAAGAAGACAGACGCAGACAAAAAUAAGGAAGUAAAUGCUGUCGGAUCGAAGCUGGAGGAAUCCCCUUACUGCUGCUAAGUGAAAGCAUUUCUGGCGACAGCUUAUUAAUAGAACUCAAAGCACAGCGGCUGUGCUACGGAAGUUAGCCGUGAAGCUAAUUCCUCCUAUCUCAAAACAAGCUGUAAACAGGAACAUAACAAACAACCCCCCUCAAAAAAAAAACCAGAAGUGAGGAGGAAGACAUAGACAAGACUUACUCCUCUUAUCCCCCGAAUUAUUAUCAGCCACCAUGGACCACAGAGGGAAACCCCAGGAAGGAGCCAUGGGGCUGAAACCAGAGGAGCUGCCACAGAUGGACGGGUCAUGUGAUGCGUGUGAGCCUGACGAGGCCCAGCCAGCCACACAAGUUUGCCACACCUGCAGCUUUGCCUUCUGCCCUAUCCAUGCUGACAGACAUGCCACAAGCACAAAUCACCCGCUAAUGCCUUAUAACCAUGAGGGGACUUCAGAAAAUGGACUUGGCAGCAACAGCGACUCAAAUAGAGUCGGGGGUGUAUCUGGGGAGGUGGCAGGUGCAGAAGGGGCCGCAGGAAUGGGUGAAGAUCAGGCAAUGGAACUGCUUGGAGUCGCGGUGGCUAAUGCAGGCCUGGGUGGUGAUGAUGCUGGUGAGAAAGAUGGAGCCCAGAAUGAUGUACAGAUGGAGGCUGAGCUUGCUGGUGAAGCUGGCGGUGCAGAAGCAGGGCAGGAAGCUGCCGGAGAGGCGGGUAAGAGGGACACUGUGACAGUCGAGAGGCUGCGCUGCAAAGAGCACGGACAGGAAGGAUCCCUCUACUGCAAACCUGACGAGAAGAUCAUCUGUGUGGUGUGUGCGGUGCAAGGCGAGCACAGAGAGCAUGAGAUCAUCACGCUGCAUGAGGCCUAUGUGUGGCAGAAGAGCAGGCAGGGUUAUGACCUGCUCGGCUGCACACAACAGAUGGCGGAGAAGAUCAAGACCAAGUGGACAAACCCUGAGAUGUCUACAGAGGAGUUAGAGGAUUAUGUGAACAGCCAGUUCGACGAGCUCCGCAGGUUGGUGCGUCUGGAGGAGAAGAGGACCCUUCACCUUGUAGACCUUAAAGAAGCGUUCCUGACGGCAUCAGCAGCCGAGAAAAUCGCAGAGAUCAGUCUUGAAACUGAACGCCUGCAGGAGGAGAUGGCCAACAUCACACACCAGCUUUGCCUGCUGGAGAAGGCAGAGGAGAAUGGACUCGCCCCAGCUUUGGCGGCACAGGCCCUCUUAGCAGGGGCCGGACCAGCUCGCAGAGUGCAGAACAACAUUGAGGCCAGGCCAAGGCUGCCAGAGCCGAGAGCAAACCCCAUGGACCCCCGAGACUUUGAAGACAACGAUUCCGGACCGUCCAUGGACCACGCCCCCUGAUACCAACGCACCAGACUCCUUCCUCCAUCUACCUGUCCUUCAAUGUCUGCUUCAGCCUGCCACUGUCAGCUGUCAGCCUGGUCCUCUCUCUGUCAGCUAUCUCCCUUAUACCCUCCUCCCUCUCUUUCCCCCCACCAUGCCUGCUGGCGGUGAACUGACCUUGAAGAAAGGCUGCUGUGGCAAAUAUGGAUGGCCGCCCUCUUUUUCUGCUCUCCCAACUUUUCUUCUUUUUUUUUUUAACUCCUCACUGGCUACAAACUUUCUUUAAUUGAAGCAAGUGAAGUUAUGUGCAAUCAAUUACCAUCAGGCUCAAUUUCCACAGCCAGUCACAUCCUUGGCUUUCUGGUGAGCCUGGCUGACUCAGACUGACGACGAUGAGCUGAGUGGAGCAUCUGUUAAGCCCAACAGAUGUCAGAAAUGGGAAAUUUCCGCAACACUUCAUUUACUUGCAAUAUCAUUUUAGUUUUUUUCUUGUUUUGACAAACAUCUUGGACUGUCAAAUGCAUAAAAAGGGAACAUUUUUUUAAAAGCCACAGCGCCUUCAGCAUCAGAAGAAUAUAGUACAAAGAUUUCUGAGUUUUGUAUUUUUAAUGGUAAAAAAACUAUUUUUCAAGCCUUUUCUUGUAUAAGUUUGUGUCUUCAGCUGUCAAUCAUUAUGUUGCCUUCACUCCCUUAUUUCCUCUGCUCUACCUUCUGAUUUCAUAAGCUUUUAGAGUUGAGCACACUUCCUCAUGUGCUUGUCAGAUCUAUUAUCGGAAGCUGGGGGGACAUUUUGACACCUAUUGAUUUCAUGAAUGCUCCUGAAUCUUUGUUAGGUGAGAAAUCGAACUGUAAUCUGACUGUGCAAAAUAGCACACCGGCAGUAUCAGCUUUCUAUGUACUGUAAUGUAAAGGCUCAUUACUUCUAUCCAAACUGCCAAGAUGACGGAUACAGACCAGAUGACUGUGUUUGUAUGUGUGUGUGCACUUUUUAUACCAUGACCGGCUCGGCUAUAACUUUCUUUAACCGCUGCACAUCGGCUUGUAUCAGCAGCUUGUUUUUAAUGUGAUUGAUUCUCUUGCCUUAAAUUCCGAGUUGAAAGCAGCGUCACCCAUUAUAUGUGGGGCAUGUUUGACAACAGCAUGACUUCACUGCUGCACUGCACUAAGAUGCACUGAGAAUUGUAUGCACACCCAGGGGAAAUGUUGAAGUGUCAACAAUCUAUUGAAACAACUCCAACAGCUCACUCUUCAUUCUAGAGUAACAAAAGACGAGAGUGGCUGUCUGAUGUUUCCCCUUGUUUUUAUUUGUCUAUUUUUGUCUUAAAUCUAUAAAUAAAAAGCCUCUUUCUUAGA
This is a messenger RNA of Notolabrus celidotus (New Zealand spotty), 3057 nucleotides long. RefSeq names its product tripartite motif containing 44 (gene trim44). The record is from RefSeq and is a predicted model, not a curated record. Gene Ontology annotation, molecular function: zinc ion binding. The transcript has 6 exons. Lineage: Eukaryota; Metazoa; Chordata; Actinopteri; Labriformes; Labridae. Bases 595 to 1722 code for a protein of 375 amino acids.